Molecule: messenger RNA, 1551 nt
Organism: Plenodomus lingam JN3
Lineage: Eukaryota; Fungi; Ascomycota; Dothideomycetes; Pleosporales; Leptosphaeriaceae
Gene: NMD3
Product: ribosome-binding protein
Biological process (GO): ribosomal large subunit export from nucleus
Cellular component (GO): nucleus; cytoplasm
Molecular function (GO): ribosomal large subunit binding
Source: RefSeq, a predicted model, not a curated record
AUGGAGGUGGACAGCGGGAUUGCCUUUACCGCAGCGCCCAAGAAUGCCGCGACGAUUCUCUGCGCCGACUGCGGUGCGGCCGUCGACGGCACGCUAAACGGAGCCUUUUGCUACGAUUGCAUCAAGCUGAAGACGGACGUCACCGGUGGCAUCCAGCGUGAGGCCAUUCUCCUCAUGUGUCGUGACUGCGAUCGAUGGCUUUCACCCCCGACCAGCUGGGUCGUCGCUCAUCCCGAAUCACGAGAGCUGUUGGCGCUCUGCCUCAAGAAACUACGAGGACUGAACAAGCUGCGCAUCAUCGACGCCAGCUUCAUCUGGACAGAGCCCCACAGCAGGAGGAUCAAGGUUAAGAUCACGGUCCAGAGCGAACUCAACGAGGGCGCCAUCAUGCAGCAGACGUUCGAGGUCGAAUACACGCAAAAUUACCAGCAGUGCCCCGACUGCGCCAAGAGUUAUACACACAACACAUGGAGAGCCUGCGUCCAAGUACGACAAAAGGUGCCGCACAAGAGGACUUUUUUGUACCUCGAGCAAUUGAUUUUGAAGCAUGCGGCGCACAAGGACACCAUCAACAUCAAGGAAGUUCAUGACGGAAUCGACUUCUUCUUCGCACAGCGAAAUCAUGCCGUUGCGUUUUGUGACUUCCUCAAGGCCGUCAUCCCCGUCAACGUCAAGCGAUCAGAGGAGCUCAUCUCACACGACAUCCAUACCUCGACCAAGAACUACAAGUUUUCCUUCUCGUGCGACAUUGUGCCCAUCUGCAAAGACGAUCUUGUAGUCCUGCCCAUCCCGCUCGCCAAGAAGAUUGGCAACAUCGCUCCUCUUACACUUUGCACUCGUAUUGGCACAUCGAUACAGUUGCUUGACCCUGCUACCCUCCAGACUGCCGAUGUUGCGACCGACGUCUACUGGCGGACACCCUUCCGGCCUCUAGCCGACGUACAAGAACUGACAGAGUUCAUCGUUUUGGACAUCGACCCACUAGGCAAGCAAGUAGGAAAGCAUUUUCUCGCCGAAGCCACUGUAGCCCGCGCUUCCGACAUGGGCCUCAACGACACCACCUACUACUGUCGCACCCACUUGGGCGGAAUCCUCCAUGUCGGCGACUCGGUCAUGGGAUACCUACUUAGCAACACCAACUUCAACAGCGAACUGUUUGACGUGCUGGAAUCGAAUAACAAGUAUGCUUCGCAGAUACCCGACGUCAUGCUCGUCAAGAAGUUCUACCAGCGAUCCAAGAAGAACAAGAACAAGCGUAACUGGCGGGUGAAGCGGAUGAACAAGGAAGAGGGCGAGAUGUUGCCGCGUAAACAAGACCAGGCCAGAAUGGAGAAGGACUUUGAGAUGUUCCUGCAGGACGUGGAAGAGGACGAGGAGCUGCGUGCGACCAUGGCCCUGUACAAGGCACAGCAGGAGCAGAAGCAGAGGGAGAGGGAUGUGGAUGCUAUGGAUACGGAGAGUACAAUGGGGGAUGACGAGGACGAUGAUGGCUUGGCCAUUCCGAUGGAACAGUUACUGGACGACUUUGAAGAUAUGAGGAUGCAGGAGUGA